UAAAAUUGUCAAUAAAGUUGUUUUGGACGCACUGCUUCUAUGCUUUCUUUUCUUGACAGGAGUUUAAGUCAUUUUUGACCCUCACUUUCUACACAUAGAUGGGUGUUUUUUGAUCUCACAGAAUAGGAUAUGUAGGACCAAGAAAUGCAUUAUAGAGAAAUGUACAACAACUGUGUUGUGUCAUUUAUGAUAAUCUCUUGACCAGCAGAUCGCAAGAAUAGAAACUUUGGAUACUUAUUCUCUACUUCCUCCUCCUCUAUGACUGAGGUAUUGAGAGUGCAAACUGCCUCCACCAUAGAAAUAACAGAAGAUGCAAACCUAAGGAGCAAAUGCAAUACUGUGGAUCAUACACUGGGGAGUUAAAGUCUCAGGUCUCAAGAAGUUAAAGGUGUGAUGACGGAAAUCAUUGAGAAGACAGACUAUACUAACCUCCUUUGGAUUAUACCCUUUCAAAAGACUGUAUUUCCUAAUUUGAAACUGGAAAGAAUCCAAAAAACUAUAUGUGGCUGAUUGAUGUGAGUUAUAGCCUUACAAAUUCUUGAUCAUUUGGUGUGUAAAGGCUUGCCCAUAUUGGAUCACCCCCUUUUCUUUUGGAUUGUUUCUUACUUAUUUUUCCACAUGCGUGUUUGAAUUUAUAUACCCAGGUACAUACUUAUGAGAAGUACUGUCAGAAAUUUAGCUAUAAAUUAUGUCAAGUAAAAGGUAGACACUCAAUAAGGGGCAUUGACUGCUACUUUAAAGCCAAGGUGCAGCUACCACAAGAAGAAAAUGAAAAACAAGAAAAUGCAAACCAAAGGAAGAGGAGUUGGAGGAGAAAAUACAAAGAAGAAGUUACUGUAAAUGGAUAUCACUUUGAACUUUCAUGAGACUGCUCACUGAUGAAUCUCUGCGGUUACGGAGUGCUUUACGUUACACAACAUAUAGGAAAUCUGGUGUUUUUUAUGCUGAAAGAUUCAUAGAUGCUAUGCAAGCAUUUGAGAAUUUCAUAAUUGCAGCUAAAAGUGGAGGUGGGGAGAGUUUGAAUGGAAGAAUGGCAGAGCUUGGCAUUAUGCAAACUCAAACAAAUAGCGUAAUUCCUUUUCCUUCUUCAAGUGCUUAUCAAAUAGAGCAGCCAAUCCAAACAAGAGCAGCAUUAGCAUUUCUGCUCUCUGAUAAAGGGAUUUUUUUCCGCGAAUUCCUUUUGGAUGAGUCAUUUUUGUUGCAGAUCGUGGUUCAAAUGCUAAUUCAGAUUCACAUGUAGAUUUAUAUCCAGAUGAUUUUAGAUUUGUAAGGAAGUCAAAGUAUGUUGAUGAAGAAAGGGAAGAGAAUUCGAAAAAGCUGAAGGAGAAUAUCAGCUCAAUAUUAAAGAAGUUGUUGAGUUCAUAUUGUCAACAGCUGAGGUUUGCUUAAUUUUGCUUCAAGUUGUUGGUCAGAGGUUUGGUUUGUCAUCAGAAAAAUUGUGAAUGCUAACUAUACUUUUGUAUUUUUAGGAGAAUAAUAAAAUGAACCUUGAAUAGGGAAAUAAUAUGAUUGAUAAAACAUAUCCCAUUUUCUCGGUCA
This is a messenger RNA of Lycium ferocissimum, 1539 nucleotides long. RefSeq lists its product as uncharacterized. Bases 863 to 1240 code for a protein of 125 amino acids. The transcript is spliced from 3 exons. The record is from RefSeq and is a predicted model, not a curated record. Lineage: Eukaryota; Viridiplantae; Streptophyta; Magnoliopsida; Solanales; Solanaceae.